Molecule: messenger RNA, 1286 nt
Organism: Monopterus albus (swamp eel)
Lineage: Eukaryota; Metazoa; Chordata; Actinopteri; Synbranchiformes; Synbranchidae
Gene: nphs2
Product: NPHS2 stomatin family member, podocin
Exons: 8
Coding region: 145-1275 (376 amino acids)
Cellular component (GO): plasma membrane
Source: RefSeq, a predicted model, not a curated record
CUUGCCUAGUGACAUCAGCAGAAUACAGCAAGAGGACAAAUACUGCAAAACUUACUAUACAGCCUGAACAUCCAGAAAACCCUCGACUAGCCCAUCACACAGAAACAUUCUAGCAGCCAAUACCUCUAUGAGCCUCGAGCCAGCAUGGAGAAGUCCUUCAACGUCCACCCGAGACACCUGCCAAGGAAGGAGAGGGAGCAGGCAGCAGUGGUGACUCCCAGAAGCCACCGGCAAAAGGCAUCCAAAGCAAGCCGGCCCCACAACACCUCAGCGAGCAAGGAGAGCGCCCAGAAGGAGAAGCCAGAGACAGAUGAGAUGAUGUCAGACCAGCGGACAGAAGUGAGGCUCAAAUCCACCGUGGUGGACAUAGACAGUGUGAGAGAUGACAAAGUCAAGGAGGAGAACCUGGGACUCUUGGAAGCAGCCGAACAGGAAGACGGUGAGUCAAAGCCUGAAGAAAAGCCUGGUUUGAAGCACAAGAACCUAGGAGUGUUUGAGUGGCUGCUGAUGGUCUUCGUCUUGGCUCUAGUUCUUCUCUUCCUCCCUUUCUCUAUCUGGUUCUGUGUUAAAGUAGUGAGGGAGCAUGAGAGAGCUGUGGUCUUCAGACUGGGUCACCUUCUGCGUGGAAGACCCAGAGGACCAGGUCUCAUUUUCUUCCUCCCGCUCCUUGAUGUGUGCCACAAAGUCGACAUCCGACUACAAAUGCUGAAGGUUCCUACUCACACGGUGGUGACAAAGGAUUUGGUGAGACCAGAGCUAAGUGUGGUGUGUUAUUACCAGAUAGAGAACGUGACUUUGUGCAGUGCAGCUCUAUCCAGUCUAACCACAGUGCUGCAGACUCUGGUUCAGUCAGCGGUCAGAGACGUUCUUGCUCUACACACAUUCGGCCACAUCCUGCUGCACAGAAGGAGGAUUGGUCAGCAGAUACAAGCCGCUGUCGACUCAGUUGCUUGCCGCUGGGGCAUCAGGGUGGAAAGAGCAGACAUAGACGAGCUCAGUUUUCCUGUGGAGUUACAGCAGAGUCUGGCUGCUGAGGCUGAGGUCAAAAGACAACAGCAGGCCAGAGUAAAAGCAACAGAAGGGGAGAGAGCUGUCUGGGAGGAGUUCAGGGCCUCCUUCCGUCACCUCCAUCCUGCUCUGGUCCUGCCAUUCCCCCCAGAUCUCCUCAGCCUGACCCCUGACCAUUCAUCUCUGCCACCCCCUCCUCCACCUGCUGUGGAUGGAGAUGAGGGGCUGACAGAGGAGGAGCCAGAGACAGAUUCGCCAAUGAUGUGACAGACUGACAG